CAUUCAAUCUUUUCUUUCUCUUAUCAAGUUCCUCUAGAAACAAACAUGGGGAAUAACGGUAGCAUUAAUGUCAACGUGCAUGUUCCUCUGUUUAUGAGCACCGGAAACGGAGGUUCAGCCGAUAACAGCCCCAGUAGCCCAGUCUCCACUGAUAGGCUUUUUCGAGCUAUAUUCGUGGAAGGCCAUACUUUGCUUCCCCAAAUCGUGCCAAAAGCAAUAACAAGUGCUAACAUAGACUCAGAUGGUAGAGUCAUGUAUAUUACCUUUGCUGAAGGAAUGAAGCUGAAGUUGGAUGAAAUUGACAUGGAAAAAUUGACGUGCAGGUGCACUAUGUCUCAUUCCGAUGCAGACGAUAGUGUUGGUAUAGUUGUUACGCAUUGCAAAUUUGAACCUGCUGCACGUGGAGGAUCGGAGCUAAAAAUGAGUACCGAUUUCGUGCCGAAAGGUGAUGUUGACCAAGUUGAAGACGAAUUGGAUUCUCGAAUUGAAAAGGUUCGAGAGACCUUCAAAAUUGUUGGUCGUUACCUUGCUAAGAAUCCUGAAGUUUGUGCAUAAACAGAACUUCUUGGGUAUUUGGAGAUAUUGUCUUUAUUUUGCUCGUGUAUGAGAAUAAAAAACUCCUCUGGCUGAGUUUGCUUGUAUAAUUCCGAUAUAAUAUAAAAACGGAAUAUUGUUGUCUUAUCAAUUUAUAUUUAUAUAUCUAUAAUAAAAAUGGAAGAAUGUUGUUUCUAUCGAUAUAUAUAUAAAAAUGGAAAGAUUGUUGU
This is a messenger RNA of Papaver somniferum (opium poppy), 764 nucleotides long. RefSeq names its product major allergen Pru ar 1-like. NCBI's taxonomy places the organism in Eukaryota, Viridiplantae, Streptophyta, Magnoliopsida, Ranunculales, Papaveraceae. The transcript has 2 exons. Gene Ontology annotation, molecular function: signaling receptor activity; abscisic acid binding; protein phosphatase inhibitor activity. Bases 46 to 555 code for a protein of 169 amino acids. The record is from RefSeq and is a predicted model, not a curated record. Gene Ontology annotation, cellular component: nucleus; cytoplasm. Gene Ontology annotation, biological process: abscisic acid-activated signaling pathway.